AUGAGACACUCACUACAUUCGCUUAUCGUUCUUCUUCUGAUUAUCGUCUCAGCUGCGGCUUAUUUAGGUCGAUAUUCGAGAAUGGACCUGGAACGUGAAUCUCGAUCGGCUCCUGACUUCGAUGUACAGUAUGCGAAUAACUUCUAUAGAGGCUACGGCUCGGAUUCCCGAUUUGGACCCGGCCCAGAGUUUAACCGCGAUCGUUAUUGGUGA
Molecule: messenger RNA, 213 nt
Organism: Necator americanus (New World hookworm)
Lineage: Eukaryota; Metazoa; Nematoda; Chromadorea; Rhabditida; Ancylostomatidae
Exons: 3
Coding region: 1-213 (70 amino acids)
Source: RefSeq, a predicted model, not a curated record